Molecule: messenger RNA, 808 nt
Organism: Nematolebias whitei (Rio pearlfish)
Lineage: Eukaryota; Metazoa; Chordata; Actinopteri; Cyprinodontiformes; Rivulidae
Product: gamma-interferon-inducible lysosomal thiol reductase-like
Exons: 7
Coding region: 32-808 (258 amino acids)
Cellular component (GO): lysosome
Molecular function (GO): oxidoreductase activity, acting on a sulfur group of donors, disulfide as acceptor
Source: RefSeq, a predicted model, not a curated record
GUGCAGGGAGGAUGUUUCUGCUGAGACCAACAUGAAGCUUCCAGAGCUGCUCGUCGUGGUUUUCCUCCUCUUUGCUGGUAGAGAUGGUUUUGGGAAGUCUCAUCCCAAACCAGCCUGUCGGUAUCCUCCUUCUCAGUGGUGCCAUUCUCUGCAGAUAGCCAUAGAAUGCAAGGUCCAGAAGCAGUGCAUGGAGCUUAAUGCCAUCAGGCCAAACCAGAUGGUUCCCCGGGUGUCUGUCACUUUGUACUACGAGAGUUUGUGUCCAGAUAGCAGAUAUUUCAUCACCCAGCAGCUGUUCCCCACCUGGAUGAUGCUGCAGGACAUCAUGUCCAUCACCCUGGUGCCCUACGGGAACGCUAACGAAAUUUCAUCAGAAACUUCUCCCUUCACCUGUCAGCACGGAGCACCUGAAUGCAGAGCCAACAUGAUUGAGGCCUGUGUCAUCCAUUUAACUGGGAACGCGCUCGCACUCCAGAUCAUCUACUGCAUGGAGUCCUCUGCAGAUGUCCUCAGCGCUACACAGCCAUGUCUCCAGCUGUACGCUCCCUCUGUGUCCUGGUCCAGCGUUGACUCUUGUGUGAACGGACGUCUGGGGUACCAGCUGAUGCACGGCUACGCCGCCAUAACCAGAGCUCUGACUCCUGGCCACACACACGUCCCCUGGCUCACUUUCAACGGGGAAUACACAGAAGAGAAUGAAGACAAGGCAACCUCGUCACUCUUUCUUUUGGUCUGUGAGCUCUACAGGGGCCUGAAACCUCCGGCCUGCACCGGAGCUCCAGUCAAACUGAGCAGAAGCUUCUGCUGA